Messenger RNA from Tetrahymena thermophila SB210, 282 nucleotides. RefSeq names its product secreted protein acidic and rich in cysteine Ca-binding region protein. NCBI's taxonomy places the organism in Eukaryota, Ciliophora, Oligohymenophorea, Hymenostomatida, Tetrahymenidae. Gene Ontology annotation, molecular function: calcium ion binding; calcium-dependent protein serine/threonine phosphatase regulator activity. The record is from RefSeq and is a predicted model, not a curated record. The transcript has a single exon.
AUGGCUGAACUUAGAGAAUUAUUAAAGGAUGAUCAUAAAGUAAAAUAAAUUGCAAUAGCUGCAUUUAAUACAGUAGAUACUGAUAAAAGUGGAUAUAUAGAUUUAGAUGAGUUAGAAGCACUUAUGAAGGAUAUGGCUGGAUAACUUAACAUUCAAGCACCUACAAAACACGAAGUAAGUAACGCUUUCAAAGAAAUAGAUGCAGAUAAAGAUAAGAGAAUAAGUUUAGAAGAAUUUACAGUUAUGGUUAGGGAAAUUCUGAGACUGAUGGCAGGUUUAUGA